AUGGAUCAGUCCAUAUACAGCUCCGUGUCAGCUGGCCUUGAACCGAGAUCGGCAGAUGUUCGAGGAGAGGAUGAAGAUGUGCAGGAAGUUGGUCAUGGAGAGCAGCGAGUUCGGGAGGUGGAUCCGCGAGCUGAUCGUGAAGUUGAAAGCGAUCCGUUCUCUGAAGCCACCACCUUCAGAAGCGAUCAGGUCCACCCCCUUGGCUCGUGGUUUUCUGUGUUCCGAUCGGAUUCGAGUAGUCCGGCGCCGUCCACCAGCACCAACGAGGAGGUCGAAGAGCGGAGCUUCAGAGCUCCAUCGGUCGAUUCGCUCUUCGUGGAGUUCGACGACAGAGAGCUUGCUGCUCGCGAGCGCGAGGGAAGUGGUGAAGUUGUUGCCGAGCCGGAAGCGGAGCCCCUGGAGUCGUCGGAGCCUCGUCACCAGAAGAGGCCAUCGGAUCAGCGCCCAUCCGACGACGUCAUCGCUUCGAAGAAGGCCCGCACCCUUCAUCAUUUCUCGGUGGUGAAUAUCACUGUCCACCUCCCGGAGAACGACAGCCAUCCGGAACUCCUCCAUCUUCUCGCUGAAAUUGGAAAAAAAAGGAAUUUAAAGUGGUCCAGCAGGAGUCCAUCCAUUGAAUCCCUCCUCGAGCACUUGAGCAAUCGCAAUGAGAUUACGGUCAGUGUAUUGAUUGCCGAUGACCUGUACGCCGAGUGGAAGCCCACGGGAAUCGAGUCCCAGCGGACAUUGGACAACGGGGACGGAGAGCACAUUCCAGAGAGCUGUGUAGCAGAAGUUGAACGGAGCAAGGAUGGGCUCAUUGUGAUACAUGGCUGUGCAUGGCCAACUUGGGAAGAGCAGGAUACCGUCGGUGCCGAGUAG
Molecule: messenger RNA, 861 nt
Organism: Caenorhabditis elegans
Lineage: Eukaryota; Metazoa; Nematoda; Chromadorea; Rhabditida; Rhabditidae
Gene: Y53F4B.17
Exons: 3
Coding region: 1-861 (286 amino acids)
Source: RefSeq, marked reviewed